UUGAAUUUAAAUUAUUACAAAAAUAUAUUAUGAGUUCUCUCUGCAGAUUACUAAUCUUACUCCUUGGUUACUUCUUAUCUGGAGUCCUCACAGCAGAUAUAACUGAAGCCAAACUUGUAGGAGAGUCUGGUGCUACAGUUCAAGAAGCAGGAACAAUGACGCUAGAGUUUAAUCCCUCAGGCAAUGUAUUCUCGAAUGGAGACACCAUUACUCUUGUUUUUCCUUCGGGGAUGUCGAUGAAUAGUACGACUCCAACCUGUACAGAACAGUUUGGAGAAUUUAAUAUUUCAAGUUGAGCUUAUACAGCAGCUACGAAUACUCUUGUACUUAAUAUUCAAGUGACUUCUGAUAGAGUCCCUGCAUUCGGUUUUAUUAACAUUGAGAACUUUAUUUAUCCGAUUUCGAGCAUCAGGACUCAAAAUCCAUCGAAUGAUGUAUACUACAUAUCAAGUUGGCCUGCUACAGGAGGAAUGAAUUUCACAUUAGCUGACUCUGGAGGAGCAUCAAAGGGUUCUAUUUCAAACGUAAAAAUUACAGGAGUAGACCCUGGAACAAUAACUUCUUUGAUAAUCAACCAUGACUCUUCAAAGCCAAAUGUCGGAGAAACGAAUGCUACUUUAUUUUUCUCUGUGACAGUUCCUCAUAUUGUUCCUACUGACGGGACUAUGACUAUAUUCUUUCCUAAACAACCUGUUUCGGAUGAUGACGUAGUAGUCAGUCCUACCUGAAGGCAAUCAGGAGGGACAAUGGAGACUGGCUUAACUUGUAGCUACAGCUCAACAACACAGUUAGUGACCAUCACGAACUUUUUAUCCUCCAAUUCAUCUGGAACUUUUAAUUUCACAAUUGGCGGCAUCGUCAAUCCAAUCUCUACAGAACCAGUCACAGGAAUCGAAAUAACCACUAAAACCCAAGACGGAGGAACGAUAGACUCAGGUACUCAAUCCUGGAGUGUCCCAAACGCUUACACCAUCACCGGUGCUCAGUGGUCAAUCACCAGCUCCGAUACCAAAAUCAACUCUCUUUCUCAGCACAGGAUAUUCUUCUCCUUACCAUUCCCAGUAGUCCUAAACUCCUCAGCUCUGUUCACAUUUCCCAGUGACACUCCUCUUUCAUCAGACUUGACUUCCUACAUCGGCUCAAAUCUGUUCAAAUCAGGGGUAACUUUCCAUGCAAGGACUGAGACCACGGCUCAUAUCAACUGUUCAGAGUCAAAUACUCCAUUUAAUGCCACUAAUGUAGUCACUUUUAGGCAGAUUAGGAACCCGAAUAAGCUAAAGACCACUGGAUCUCUCCAGAUUAGCCUGUAUACUACUUCAGGUGCUAUUAUUGCAAGCGUCACUUCAGGAAUAACGCUUGAUGGAGGAUCCUUAACCUCAGGAGCAGUGACUGUCUCUUCUGUUGUAGCUACUGGGACUGAAGUGCAACAAUCAGAUGCUCAAUACCGAUUUGUGUUUAAUCCAGAAAGUUCACUUUCGUACUCAGGUUCAGAUUCUCCAAAAAUUGUUAUGAAAUUCCCAGCAGGAGUUAUAGUAGGUUCUUCUUGAGCUUUCUCGGAUAUCGCAGGGAGCCUUUCAUCAGCCCUCACAUGAUCAGUUAAUUCAGGGGCAAAUAGCUUGGAAAUAAAUAAUCCUUUUGGAGGUUCCAAUUACAUUUCUUCAAGCACAAAUCUUGAGAUAACUCUUAGAAAUCUGACAAAUCCUGAUAUUUCAGGAGAUGCAGGCACCUUCACUAUUGAAACUUAUAUAACAGACGGGAUAGAUAAUUAUCUCGUUGAUACAGGAACUUUCUCCGGAGUAACAAUAACUUCUGGAAGCUUGACAAGCCCAAGUUUGACCUCGAAUUCCACAGUCGCUUAUGAUAAUACUGCAGUUUAUACUAUUACUUUCACAAGCCCGCAUACCAUUAGAGCAAAUGGAAUUAUUGAUAUCAUAAUUCCGUCUGAAAUCACUCUGAAUUCUACAACUGCAAUUUCCGGAUGUCAAGGAUCGAUCAAUGGAGCAGCUUUCUCUUCAGUAACUUGUCAAAGUCCAGCAACUAACAGGAUCAGAGUUACAACCUUGUUCACCUCCGAUGUAACUGGGGAACUAUCUGUUAGAUUCCCAGGCCUUCGUAAUCCUCGAGUGACUGGAACCACAAGCUCAUUAUCUGUCACUAUUUCGGAUAGUUCGGGGAAUCUCAUAAAUUCUUUAUCCACUGGCUUCACUUUGACAAUUGACUCUGUUGAGAAUUUCCAAAAUUUCAAUAUUCAAAGCACAGAGACAAAUAGAAUAAACGGUGCUUUUAAUGCCUAUAUAGUGAGGAUUACAGCCCAGACACCUUCUAUAGAUGGAGAUAAAGUCAUCCUUGUUUUCCCAGAGUCGAUCACUUUUCCUGCAUCAAAUUCAGACUUGAGCUGUAAUGCUGGAACAAAUGUUGUAACUAUUACUUGUACUAUGAACUCUUCAUCUAAGACAAUUACAGCUACAACUAUUUCAUAUACUGGAGGAGGAGUUUCCGAAGGGACCCAGUUCGAUUUCACUAUAAAUACACUUGGAAACCCAGGAAGCUUAGCUCCUGUAGCUAUGAUCUCUGCUAAACUUAUUGAUACAAAUGAUAAUAAUGUGAGUGGGUAUACAACAAUCUCUUCAGUAACUAUUCAAAAUAAUAGAGCUGGAGCUCUGACUGGACAAAGAUUACAGCAAUCAGUGACGAGUGCAGGGCAGGAAUCGACAUAUACAUUUACAUUUACUCCUACAAAUCCUGUUCCCCAGAAUUCAAAAUUAGAGUUAAUUUACCCAAGCACUUAUACAAUUCCUUCUUCAAUCACUUGUAUGGGACUGACUGGAAUUCCUGCAAAUACUAUUUUAGAUUGCACAUCUGACCACAAUACUGCAAGUAGGAAUUUAAAGCUUCUAAAUGGAUUCAACACAACUACUAAUGUGACUUCUGAAAUUUCAUUUCAAAUUCAAGGGAUCACCAACCCGAUUUCAGAUACUCUCACUAGUUUUGAAAUCUCCACUUACACUCAGAACGACUUUGCAAUAGACACGGUCUCUGAUGGAUUUGUACCAACGCUUGAAUGCAACUAUCCUUGAAAAACUUGCUCAUCAACAAAUGCCUCUGCCUGUACAUCAUGAUUCACACAAGCAGAAACAGGCUCGCCUCUCCUUCAGACAGGUACUUGUAAAGCGAGCUGAGACAGUGGAUACAGCUCGAAUGGUGGAACAACUUGUGUUCAGUGUAAUGGGAUAUGACUCACUUGCUCUCAAGCAAAUAGAAAUGUGUGUGAAACUUGCAAUACUACUGGAACUUACAAGUUCUUUUAUAAUGAAACUGAUCUUUGCUAUGCUACUUGUCCAGAUGGAAGCUACGCAGACUCUAAUAAUUGAAGAGCAUGCACUACACCAUGAUCUACAUGUAAUAGCACUACUUUUUGUUUGAGCUGAGUUUCAACAUCAGCUACUCCUUAUUUACAAGCAGGAGGAACUUGUACUAAUCAAUGAAGUAACAUCCAAACUCCUGUUAAUAAUAUAUGCACUGAUUGUAACAGUCCUUGUAGUAGUUGAGGUCCAUCUCCAUCUGAUUGUACCUCUUGAAUAGGAACUUUGCUGCUUUAUAGAACAGGAUGAGUUAGCACUUGCCCUGAUAAUACUUUACAACAAGGCGACCAAUGUUUUGAUUGAGAUUCUAAAUGUUCUUCAUGUGUCAACACCACAACAACAUGAAGUUCUUGUGCAAAUGGACUUUAUUUAUAUGAAGAGAAUUGCCAAGUUUGACCAUCAGGAUACAAAGGAAAUCUACAAACAGGAUAUUGAGAGCCUGCCCCUCCAACAGAAUCAGAUAACCCUGAUUACAGACUUGCUUAUUUCCCCUUCUUGUGAAUUGCAAUUGGGCUAGCUAUAUUUGCUUCACUUGGAAAUCUCAAAGAUAGUAAUUCCCAAUUUCUCUCUGUAGUUAUCUCCUUUUGGGGGCUUGUAGAAAUUUUCUUGUACUCAGCCCUCGGCUUAUUCGCCUAUCGUGAUCAUGACAACUUCUCAAUCCUCGGGAUAUGAGGCUUAAUAGUGAGUCUAAACAUAUUAUUAAAUCUAAUUUUCACAUGCUACCUCUGCUGAAAACUUAAAAGAGACGAUUCCUUCAACUACUGGAAGAGGAGCUACCCUUGCACUUAUUUCAUCACUAUCCUAGUAUCUUUGGUACUUUCAUUCAAAUUUCUCAGAAUGUUUUACUCGAAAUUCUUUGGAUUUGAGCAUUUUAGCUGCUCAAUUUCUGAUAAGAGAUCUUUGCUUUACCCAAUCACAAUAAUUUCAGGAAUAAAUUUCAUCAUCUGAAUGAUCCCAAUUGUACUGAUAAGCUUCAUUGGCUUGAUCACCACGAGCUGGGGGACUCAGUUCUUCAUCACCUGAAUUGAGUGCUUGAUCUUCUUGUUGUUAACUCUCCUGAUCACGAUUAUUGAAUUCAACACAGCUAAAUUAGAGAACUAUGAGCGUAUAGAGUCUGUAGCAGACAGUUUUGUAGAUGUCAAAGCAGUUCCAGCUCCUCCUCCAGACGAUAAUGAUGUCGAACUCAGGAGACAAGCGCUUCGAAAAAUUCUUAAUACACUAUGGGUCAACGAGAAGGAUCAGCAAGAUGAUGAUAUUAUCAAAUGUCUCUCUAAAGGGAAAGAAUGGAUACAUGAGAGGUAUAGUUUGCCUGAUAUCUUUUGAUACCAAGAAAGUGAUUCUGAAAAUAGGCCAUAUUCAUACCCUGUAUCUCCUAAGACUAGAGAAGGCGUUGUUAUUGAAGAUUGGGAGUUUAUGCGUACAAGGCAUGAAGAAGAUCUCCAAGACAAUGUAUACUGAGACUCAAAACCAAAAGCUGAAAUAUCAGAUAAUCGCACAUCAAAGUCCACCUUCACUCAAACAUUCACUAAAGAUAAUGCAAGGAAUGAUAAUUUCAGCUUCAAUGAGUCCUUUUUCGACUAUGAUUCACUGCAACUCAAAAAUCACAAGUUGCGUGAAUCAGCCUCAGAUGGGCAUGACCCAGAAGAUUACAUAGAUCAUGAUACUUAUCAGAUCUCCACUGUAAAUAGACUUGGAGUCAUUUAUGAAGAGGAAGAGCCUCUUAACAAAAUGAAAUCCAGCUUAAAAAGAUUUGAUAAAGUGAUCUUUAGCAAGCCACCAAAAUUCGAGAAGAAAUUCAAUGAGCACUCCAUCAUGGGAGAAUUCGAUAAGGACUCUGAAGGAAAUCUGAUUAUCUUGACUAACUCUAAAGGACAUCUUGUGUGCAACAAUGGCCGAAGAGUUAAUGAAAGAGGAUACCUUGUUGAUAAAUUUGGCAAUAUUCUGUACUGAAGCAAUCAGAAGUUAAGAGCGUUUGAGGCAUUUGACCUAGACUCUAAGGGAGAGAUUCCUAACCCGUACCUCUGGGAUAGAUUUAACUUCAAUCCUUCUGACAUCAUGGGCAAUGUUGAUACAGGAUUUUCAUACCAAAAACCACCUAAAAGGUACAAAGCAAGUAAAAAGAGGAAGGAACUCAUGGACAAAGACGGCUUUAGGAUCAGCAAAAAGGGAUAUCUGAUAGACAUAAACGGAAAUAUUGUCUCAAGGGCUGAUGGAGAAAUCAAGCUAGAUACCUCCCAGAUGACUCCUGAGGGAGAUAUCCCUCACCUCUACACCUACAGUGGUAAAUCCUUCCAUAUUAAAAAAUGCAUUGGUGAGUUCAAAAGAGAUGAAGAUGGAAAUGCCAUCAUCCUUAGCGAAGUUGAUGAACUUGGCAAUAUAACCUAUGAAGAUAUUUUCCAAAGGAAGGUCAACAAAAGAGGCUACCUUAUUGACGAAUACGGUAAUAUUAUCUCAAACACUGGAAAUAUCUUGUUCCAAGAGAGCGAGAUAAAAGAGGAUGGAGAGAUCCCAAAAAUAUUCCCAUUCACAAACUUCCAAAUAUCUACUAUAAAGGGGAAUCUUGAGGAAAAUUCUACUGGAAGAGUCAGGAUACUUGAAGAAGACUCUAACGGAGGAGCUAUUGACAAUCAUGAUAGACGAGUUAACUCAAAGGGUUACUAUACAGACGAAGAAGGCAAUAUUUUAGAUAGAAAUGGCAAUAUAGUCAUUGAAUCAUACCUUGUUGCUGAAAAUGGAGAGAUACCCAAAAUAUUUAGAUCUGGGCUUCUUUGAAAAGAGUCUGAAAGUACAAUGAUUACCUUUGCUAAUAUGAGCAAAGCAAACCAUCAGAAAUCAUCAUCCGUAAAAAUUCACCAGUUCCAUCCAAAAGAAAUCAAACCCCUCAAAAUUUAUGAAGAAGAGAAAGGCGAGGCAGGAAAUGCUGUCGAUCCUAAUCAGUUCUACAAAAAUAGCCGUAAAAGUUCCGGAGAUAACAGUAAAAUGAGAGAUAGACCAAGUAACUAUAACAACGCUAAUAUGGAAACCCUUGAAGCUCUCAUUGAUGACAAUACAGAUGAUCCUGUCACAAGUGAUAACUAUGAAGCAGGUCCUCCUCUGUUCGAGGAUCGCAAAAAAGUCAAGACCUCCUUUAGUUUUGAAAAUCAGGAAAACAACUUGCUUUCAGUUCACCUCAAGAGCAACGUUGUUCGAAACAAAGAGAAAUAUAAAAAGCCUAAAGGAAAAGAUUUCAUGAUGGCUGAUGCUUAUGGAGGGAUCCCAAGAGGUGCCAGAAUUAAUAACAACAAUUAUACAUCAGAACGGAAUAAGAGUAAGAAGAAGCUCAGCUCUCAUAACUCCAAAGCGAAUGUAAAGACUCAAAAUAAGGCAAAUAGUACAAUUGGGUCUGAGAAGGACAAACUUCUGGCAGCCAGUUCUAAGCAUACUAUAGAGGUUGACACUAAAUUACUGAUAAGGAAGACUGACAAGCUCAAUUCCAGUCUUCGCAAUCCUUCUAUGAGGGAAGAUGCUAAAUCUCCUAACUACGCUGUGAAUAAGAGUAUGGAGAUGGAAGCGAGGAAUCACCUUAUCAAUAAUGAUUCUCUGUGCAUUCUGGAGGAAACCAAAGAAAAUGAUCUCAAAAAUGCGAAGAAAGGUAAAAAGAGAAACAAGACUAAGGGUCGAAAUAAAAAAGCUGUGGAUAACUUCAUAAUCCCUUCAGAAGACCUUGAGAAAGUUUACAACCAAGAUGUAGAUCAGUUCUUACAAAAUGACAAAUGGGACGUAGGGAGCAAAAGACCAAUGUCCUCAAAACCAGUUCUAAAUAGCAGAAUUCGUGAUCUCGAAGCAAUCUAUCUAGCAAGAAUGAACAACCAGAGCAGUCAGGACAUUGAUAUGUACAAAAAUACAAAAUUGAAGAGUUCGAUUGGGUCUAAAAUUCCUUCAAAAUUAAGUAAAUUUACUUCUAGAGCUCAGAGUAAGCAGGCUCUCAGAUAUACAGAGAAUAGAUCAUUAAGCAAUAUAUAA
Messenger RNA from Moneuplotes crassus, 7364 nucleotides. The record is from the annotation of a GenBank genome assembly. NCBI's taxonomy places the organism in Eukaryota, Ciliophora, Spirotrichea, Euplotida, Euplotidae.